AUUAUAUAGCUGGUGGUAUAGAAAUUAAUUUAGUGGUGGCAAUUGAUUUUACUGCUUCAAAUGGUGAUCAUAGAAAUCCUACCAGUUUACAUUAUAUCAAUCCAAAUGAGGAAAAUUUAUAUCAGAAAGCUAUUUCUAGUGUGGGAAAAAUACUGGAAGCAUAUGAUUAUGAUAAAAGGUUCCCUGUUUAUGGAUUUGGUGCUAAAUUUAAUAGAGUGUUGUCACAUAUUUAUCCAUUGAAUAAUGAUUAUAGAAAUCCUGAAGUUACAGGUAUUGAUGGAAUAUUAGCUGCAUAUUCACAUACGAUGAAUUAUGUUGAAUUACAUGGACCUACCAAUUUUUCUCCUAUAAUAAAUCAUACUGCCUCAAAAAUUAAGUCAGAAUUGGAUGCUGGAAAUGAUAUGGUUUAUUAUAUAUUAUUAAUAAUUACAGAUAUGGAAUCAACAAUAAGAGCAAUAAUCAAUGCUAGUUCAUUACCUCUAUCAAUAGUUAUUGUCGGUGUGGGAAAUGCUGAUUUUACCAAGAUGCAUAUAUUGGAUGCUGAUGAUGUACCUUUGACUGUAUCAGUUUUAGAAGAAAUUCCUGAUCAAUUUUUAGGUUAUAUGAAAAGAAAUGGAAAAUUACCUCAUUCUCCCGCUAAUAAUGAACUUGUUAAUG
Messenger RNA from Dentiscutata erythropus, 657 nucleotides. The record is from the annotation of a GenBank genome assembly. Lineage: Eukaryota; Fungi; Glomeromycota; Glomeromycetes; Diversisporales; Gigasporaceae.